Molecule: messenger RNA, 828 nt
Organism: Ostertagia ostertagi
Lineage: Eukaryota; Metazoa; Nematoda; Chromadorea; Rhabditida; Trichostrongylidae
Source: the annotation of a GenBank genome assembly
AUAACUGAAGUGCUGAAUUUCGCUAUACGUCAAAUAAGUGAGAUUGAAGCAAACAUUGUCGCUGUAGAAAGGAUUGAUGAGUACACGAAUACGCCAACUGAAGAAUCCACCACAUUCAGGUACCGUGAAGGACUCGAUCUUGUUUUGAAAGGGAUUUCAGCUGAUGUAAACGAAGGUGAAAAGAUAGGAAUUGUUGGUCGUACCGGAGCAGGCAAAAGUUCUUUCGCCCUUGCUCUCUUCCGUCUUAUCGAACCUUCAUCUGGUAAAAUCGUUAUUGAUGGAGUCGACAUCUCCGAGAUUGGCCUCCACGAUCUACGUAGCAAUAUUACAAUAAUACCUCAGGAUCCCGUGCUAUUUUCGGGCACACUUCGAUUCAAUUUGGAUCCAUUUGAAAGAAACACUGAUGCUGAAAUAUGGAAAGCUUUAGAACUAGCUCACUUGAAGCUCUUCAUUGCUAGUCUACAAGGUGGGCUUGAUUACGUGAUCAGCGAAGGAGGAGAAAACAUCAGUGUUGGUCAACGUCAACUGGUGUGUCUUGCACGUGCAGUGCUGCGGAACGCGCGCGUACUUGUCUUGGAUGAAGCAACUGCUGCUGUCGACGUAACAACUGACUCACUGAUACAGAUAACCAUUCGUCAGCAGUUCAAGCACAGUACUGUAUUCACGAUAGCGCAUCGCUUGAAUACCAUCAUGGAAUAUGACAGGAUCAUGGUGCUGGAUAAUGGUCGAAUAAUCGAGUUUGACUCACCUCAGACAUUGUUGAUGGAUCGUGAUUCAGCUUUCGCAAAAAUGGUCGAAGACUCGGAAUCCGAGUCGAAGCGAGCAUAG